This is a messenger RNA of Acanthaster planci (crown-of-thorns starfish), 4524 nucleotides long. RefSeq names its product low-density lipoprotein receptor-related protein 6-like. Gene Ontology annotation, molecular function: Wnt receptor activity; Wnt-protein binding. The record is from RefSeq and is a predicted model, not a curated record. Gene Ontology annotation, biological process: canonical Wnt signaling pathway. NCBI's taxonomy places the organism in Eukaryota, Metazoa, Echinodermata, Asteroidea, Valvatida, Acanthasteridae. Gene Ontology annotation, cellular component: plasma membrane.
CCGAACCUCAGCAUGCACAUGUACAUGUGCUAUUGUAACUCAGUGUGUGCAUUGUCCCACCAUUGCAAUGCAUUCAACAAUACCACAGCUUGGCUGCAGUCUCUGACGUAAUCAGGCGGCUAUUGUUCCCUGAUCCCUCCUCGUUGGCCCCCUCGUGCACCCCUAGUGGGUGACUGACCAUUCACUGUUGCGUAGAUAGACACACAAACUCGAAGCUUAAGCGCAUUCUCAGCGGCUGUGUCAUGGAGAGUGUAUAGCGUUCGUGAUGAUUCAAGUAUAACCAUCAUCAUUUCCUGGUUCAACAUCUCAGACUGAACCCGAAAUACAUCAUUCGUCUUCAGCGCCCUUCUCAUCGUGGCUUGAGGAAAAUGAUUCAAGAAUUUCGAAAACGAACUUCACUUGGUGUAGAAUAUAGUUGGAAAUCUCAACUGCCGGUGUGAUAUGUGUUAGCUGACUUGAAACUUCAAGAACUCUGCUGAUGUCCUUUGGAAUAAUAUAGCCUAGGCUCAUCGUGUAGGGCCUACAUCUAUUAUGUAAAGUCUGGCAUCUGGGAGAGUGAGCUCAGCGAAAAAUCGAAUUCAUUUUACUCUGUGACUAACCGGGACAAAUAUGCGUUGAGUCUGUACUGGAGCCUUUGCUCAGAUUUAUGCCCAUACGUGAAGCUUUCUGUGGAGUUUGGAGAACCGACUCGGUCAUCAUCAGUCGCAGAGACUGAGCACCACGACACACUCAUCCUUGUCACCAACAGAUAGAGAACUUUGAUAUGUACCACACACCGCUUCACUACAUGCAAACUUUUAUGAUUUAAAGGAAUUUCACAAAGUUCUGUGACUAAACGCUCAAGUAGUAGAGCAUUGCCUUUGGGCGCAAACACGUACAGCCUACGGAGCAAGGUCACUUUGUCCAGGCUGAAGGCCUAUUGCUAUUUUUUUCUCUGAAGCAACGACACAAUAAACCCAGCAAAUAAUGGUACAUAUACAGGACAUGUACGAUUAGUGACCGUGGUUGCAGCCUUGGUCAGCAAUAUCGACGGACUGUGUUACCCAAAAAUUGGUCAUGCAUAAAUUUCAAUCCACCAAAACAAUCGUUGAUGGUUAGCUGGUAAUGACUCGAGACACCAUACCUGUGUAUUGAAAAGUUUCUCGUUACAAUCGCUUUAGUGUGCAGUCCACAUAGCGAUUUGCGUUGUGGGAAUAACAACAACACAGCCUGACCUUGUUUCGCCAAGUCAGACUGGGACAGUCGGUCGUGAAUAACAAACUUUGAUUUCAAAUCUGAAAAUCUUUUGAGAUGGCGACUAUGCUAUGGCCACACUUACUUGUGAUGGCUAUGAUGGCUGAUUUAUAUUUCGAUGGAACGACAGCCAACACUAUCGUCGAAACCAGAGGGACUUCCAUCUGUACUUACCGGAUCAAUAACAGGCAGCUCAGUAAUCCUAACUGCCUCCUUGACAACCAAGACUUUGCAGUUGCCCUGGCAGUAGAUGCAGAUGAAGAGUUGAUCUUCUUCUCCGAUAUUGUCACCCGGAAGAUAUUUCAGUACAGACGUGAUCAGCAGCCUGUGCAACUACUGUAUGGUUUGGGUAGCGUUGAAGGUAUUGCUGUAGACUGGCGAGCAAAGAAUCUUUACUGGACAGACUUCCUGUUAAGCUACGUUUGCGUGUCUCGAUAUGACGGCAGGGAUCGAUCAAUCAUCGUCAGUGAAGAUGUCUUAAAUCCUAGAGGCAUUGUUGUCGAUCCAUUUGACGGGUUCAUUUUCUGGACUGAUCUCCGUGGCGUGUCGGAUCAAGAAGGGCGGAUAGAGCGAAGCGACAUGGAUGGCUCGGGACGGUUCGCUAUCGUAGACGAGAAUCUCAUCUCUCCUAGCGGACUCGUCAUCGACUUCGAGGAGAAAAGGCUAUACUUUGCUGAUCGGGGAACCGACACAAUCGAGUCAGUAACAUAUGACGGGCAAGACCGCAGAGUUCUCUAUCAACGAAAUGGCGCCGACUUCUUUGAUAUAACUAUUUACGGAGGUGUCCUUUACGCUACGGUGUGGCAAUCUACGGUGGUAAACGGGUCUGUGAUGGCCAUCAGCAAGCAGGGUAAUGAUGAGGGACAAGUCCUACAAACUUUCCAGCAUCCAGACCAGGCCUUGGGGAUCGCAACACUGGAUGAGGAUUAUCAACCGGAGGAAAUGGAUGGAUUAACAGGCGCAUGUGGCGACAACAAUGGUCGAUGUGAUCAUCUUUGCUUACCGACCGGCGCAGCCAGACGAGCCUGCGCAUGUGCCACAGGUUACCAACUUGCCAAUGACAGGAAAUCAUGUGAAACCUACCAUACGACAGAACACUUCAUCCUAGUUGCCGACUCCUCACUCAACACUAUCUACCAAGUCGAUGCAGCCACUACCAGUUACAACGUCUCAGCCUUACCCCUAGGCGAGCUAGAUUUCCCCGUAGCUAUUGCCUACGAUCAUGUGGACGGGAUGGUGUACUGGACCGACCGGGCACUCUCAGCUAUCGGCCGGGCUAAGCUGGACGGGUCCAUGAAGGAGAGCGUGCUGUUUGGGAAUAUUAUCGAUCCGGCUGGUGUAGCUCUGGACACGAGGCGCCGCCUCGUGUACUGGACGGACGAGGAGAGGGAUGAGAUUGGAAUGGCAGGCAUGGACGGCAUUCUCGGCAGCAGGGUUUUCAUCGAUCAAGACUUGGACGAACCCCGAGCUAUCGCUGUGAAUUUGUUGAAUGGUGACGUCUACUGGACAGACUGGGGCGUGGUGGCCAAAAUCGAGCGGGUGUCAAGCGAUGGUACCAACCGAAAAGUUCUGGUCCAGCAGGACCUGGGAUGGCCUAACUGCCUGGCAAUCGACAGCCAAGAGGAAGUGAUGUACUGGUGCGAUGCGUUACACGGACGCAUCGAGAUGUCAGACCUAGACGGUACUAAUCGAAUGUACCUGGUGACUUUCAGCGGACCGGCUCACCCGUUCUCCCUUGCCAUCUAUGGCGACUUCAUCUACUGGACAGACUGGCUCAGACAUCGACUCUCUCGGGCCGACAGGUGGACGGGGGGAGAUGUGGAGGAAGUAGGCGAAGCCGAGUUCUUGCGGAUGCAGGGACUGGCUGCCUUCGAGGUUGCCGAGAUCUUUGCUGAAACAACAACUGCGGUGUCAGAAGGCAAAGGCGACUUCACCAAGUUCACAACCUACUCUCUAACGACGGCCGCACCACCGAUGAAUGGCGCCCUCAAUCUGCCCCUUGUAAUUGGUGCCAGUGGGGGCGGGCUUGCCUUGAUCUUGGUGGUCAUCCUUGUCUGUUGCGUUGUAAAAUGCGCACGGUCAAAAGGUGGCAGGGGCUCUGAUGACCACGUACCCAUGUCGGUCCGCAGCACGUCCUUCGUCGGUUCGUACGACCCAAGCGGUCUCCCAGGGCUAGGCCAAAUCAACAAUAAUCCCCCUGCCCUGCCUCCGGCCCGUAAGAAGAGUGACCCCAUCUAUGAGGACAUCGAUGAGUAUCAGAAAUCCAAAGGAGGCGAGGCCGCCUACCAGGCCUACCUCAACCCCUCCUUUGGAGGAGCGGAGGAUGACGAGAAGAAUACAAGGUACGUCAAGCGAAUCACACCGGAGAACUCUGCUAAGUGUGCUCCUCAAUCGACAGCGCCAGCACCACCAAAACAAACAGCGACAGCACUGCUGAAACAAACAGCGACAGCACCGCCGAAACAAACAGCGCCAGCACCGCUGAAACAAACAGCGACAGCACCGCUGAAACAAACAGCGACAGCACCGCUGAAACAAACAGCGACAGCACCACCGAAACAAACAGCGCCAACACCACUGAAACAAACCGCGACAGCACCGCCGAAGAAUCCAGCAGAGCCACGGUCAAAGGUCAAGAAACCAGCGCCUAAACCGCCCGCUAAACACGCCGCCAAGAAAGCCUCGACACGACCAGACGAGACCUACCUGACACCAAAUGUCCCGCCAGAACAGGAUUAUAUGGCCUUAAGGUUACAAGCACCGUAGGUCUUGUCGUACGUAUUUAAAGACACUGCCCGGUCUCACUAAUGAAGGUAAAUUUCUCAAGAACUUUUGAGCUUUUCUUGCUGUGCUUGACCAAGGAGAAGUCAACAUUUAACGCUGGAUUCUAUCCCGGCUGUAAGUUUAAAUUUCCAGGAAGUACCAAGCCGCCCAAAUUUAAAUCGAAUUUCAGACUUCAAACAUGUAUUAUAUAAUUGUGUCUUUUUGUUUACUCACGUGGUGGAACAUAGUCCCCGUAAAACUUGUUUUAGUUUGUAUCAGCGAUGCAAGAUUUUCCUUUCUUGUUGUAUUCUUUCAUCGGGAAGUUAACCACAUUGCAAGACCGUUGUUUAUGUAACACUAAAUGUUUACACCUCACAGUUCCGUUUAAGUUUAAACGAUUUUAUGUUAGCGUAAACGUUAUAGAAUGUAAUUUCAGCUUGUUGAUACCAGAUUGUUUGAAAUGGCCUUAUUUUAAAAAGUAUCCUAUUAGGCAGAGAAGCACGAGAUUAAUGUUAUUUAUCUUGGAGU